CAAACAAAAAACAAAAUUCUCUCUCUAUAUCUGUCUCUCAUUCUCACUCUAUCUCUUUCUUUCUCCAUCUCUUUCUCUCUCUAUAUAGAGAGUUUGUCCUUGUCUUCACCGAAUACAUAUGGACCUUUCGCACAUCAAUUUAGUCAUCGUCAAAGUGUCAAUGGUCCAUAAAUAACCAUCAGUCAAGCUUAAAAUUCACGCCAUUGAAGUGGUUUUUGAUCGUCCUAGAGUGAUUCAAUUCAAUUCUCUCAGUUCGAAUCAUGUCGGAGGCUAACGAUACAAGGUCAUGGAGAGAAGAGUUUCCAGGUCUAGUGGGGGACACAGGGAUUCGAUACGCCGCCGCCUCCGGCGGUGGCGGAGGAAUCGGAGUUAGGACCUCGGCGGCGGCAGAAUUUGGAGUCAAAAGCGGUGGCGAGUCGGAGACUUGGAAGUAUCAUGCGGUUGAGUUUGCGAAGGGUUUGGGGGAGAUGAGUGUAGAGUUUGGUAGAGGUUGUAGAGAUAUAGUGAAGCAGAAUUUUCUAACAGAGGAUUCGUAUGUCGUGAGGAAGUUUAGGGGUCCAUGUGUGAAGGCUUGUGGGAAAUUGAGAUUCCUGAAUGAGUAUUUGCCGGAGGAUCGCGAUCCAAUUCACUCCUGGACUGUGAUAUUCUUCGUUUUCAUUCUUGCUCUUGGAGUUAACUGGUCUGCAGCACUGUAUGCAAAUACUGAAUAUGACACUACUACACCAUUGGUAAAGAAAAUGCGUAUACAUCCUCCUAAUGCUAGUCGUAUAUUGCUACCGGAUGGCAGACACUUGGCUUAUCAAGAGCAAGGUGUUCCAGCUCAGAGAGCAAGGUUUUCCAUGAUUGUUCCACAUUCUUUUCUUUCAUCCCGACUUGCAGGAAUACCUGGUUUAAAAGAUUCACUUCUGCAAGAAUUCGGCAUUCGCGUGGUGACUUAUGAUCUUCCGGGUUUUGGGGAAAGUGAUCCGCAUCCAAAGAGAAACCUUGAAUCAUCAGCUCUUGAUAUGUUACAUUUGUCAUAUGCUGUGGGUAUUACUGAAAAGUUCUGGGUGGUGGGAUACUCGGGAGGUAGCAUACAUGCUUGGGCUGCACUCAGAUACAUUCCUGAUAGACUUGCAGGCGCAGCAAUGGUUGCUCCAAUGGUUAAUCCAUAUGAACCAAGCAUGACUAAGGGAGAGAGGUCUAGAACCUGGGAGAAAUGGACACCAAGAAGGAAACUGAUGUACAUUUUAGCUCACAGAUUUCCUAGAUUACUUUCUUGUCUCUACCGCCGAAGCUUUUUGUCAGGAAAGCAUGGUCAAAUAGACAAGUGGUUAUCAUUGUCGCUUGGAAAUUGGGAUAGAGUUUUGAUAGAGGAACCGAAGUUUGAAGAAUUUUGGCAGAGGGAUGUGGAGGAAUCAGUGCGACAGAGAAAUGUAAAACCAUUUGUGGAGGAAGCUGUCUUGCAGGUUUCAAAUUGGGGUUUCAGACUUGCAGACCUUAAAAUACAGAAGAAACACCGUGGUAAAGGCAUCAUUCAAUGGCUUAAAUCUAUGUACAGUCAGACAGAAGAAGAAUUGACAGGCUUUCUUGGCCCAAUACAGAUCUGGCAGGGGAUGGAUGAUAUGGUGGUCCCACCGUCAAUGACUGAUUUCGUGCAGCGAGUUCUACCAAGUGCUAUGGUGCAUAAGCUCCGUUACGAUGGCCAUUUCAGCUAUUUUUAUUUCUGUGAUGGAUGCCAUAGACACAUUGUCUCUACACUUUUCGGGAACCCUCAAGGCCCGCUUGCUAUUCAAGUGGAUAUAGAUGAUACUCACGUCAAAGAAGAUACUGAAGACACGGGAGAAAUAAACCUCGGCAUUUCUGCCUUGGACUGAUAUCAUUUUUGCAAUUUGAUUCAACAAAUCCUGAUGUAUAUACCAUAGGCUUGCUCCACCAACCGUGGAGCUAAAAGUUCUAAAAUUAGUGUCAUUAGUUUUACUUCAGUAAUAAUAGACCAAUACCAGUUGAUGGGUAGAGUAUACUUGGAAACUUGUAGGAAGACACUUUGGCCGCAAAAAAGAGAACACAAUUCACUCUUGUCAUAUUCCUAUUCACUGCAAUAUUAUAUAAUGACUCCUGAGCUCAAUUAUGCUCAGUUUGGCUAUUAUCAGAAGUGUUAAUGACCUGUGAAUAGAAGAUUAAUUUUGUUUCUGGGAAA
Messenger RNA from Cornus florida, 2179 nucleotides. RefSeq lists its product as uncharacterized. The record is from RefSeq and is a predicted model, not a curated record. The transcript is spliced from 6 exons. The coding region runs from base 261 to 1856 and encodes 531 amino acids. Lineage: Eukaryota; Viridiplantae; Streptophyta; Magnoliopsida; Cornales; Cornaceae.